Molecule: messenger RNA, 690 nt
Organism: Meloidogyne enterolobii
Lineage: Eukaryota; Metazoa; Nematoda; Chromadorea; Rhabditida; Meloidogynidae
Source: the annotation of a GenBank genome assembly
AUGAUUUUCGACUUAAUUUUUUUUCUAAAUCUUUUUGCUUUGAUACCAUGUUAUAAUGGUGAGACGAUAGAUUUAGAUUAUUUACGCUUAUUGGAUGAUCGUUUGAUGUACAGCAUUGAUUAUAAACCGAUUGACCAGUUUCCGACGGACAUAGAAGAAAAGGAGGGAAAGUUAGUUCAGAUAACUUCACCAGAUCAAGAACAGUACAAGUGUCUCAUACCUACAAUUAACACUUACUCAAAGAAGCGCAUUGAAGCAUAUACUGGUCCUUCACCCGCACAGUUACUCAAUCCAAUCUACGACGAAAGCAUAUGUUCAUACAAAUUUGAAGCUUAUUGGAACUACGAGGAAGCCAAAAAUUUUGACCAAUUGAAUCCUCCCACAAAGAAGAUUGGAGAUGAGGUGCGCGCUUACUAUCCUGUUACCUACUCACACGGAACUUUAUGUGAUCUAAAUGGCAAGCCUCGACAAACAGUUGUGCUAUAUGUUUGCGAGGAGAAUGCCCAGCAAAAUAUUUAUUCAUUCACGGAAAUAUCAUCUUGCCAUUAUGAGAUAAUUGUUUUUGUAAAUGAAUUGUGCGCUCAUCCGGCCUUUCAGAUAAUGCCUCGUAAAGAAAAUGAGAUUAAGUAUUUUGGAAAAUGUAUAGAAUACCGACCACAAAGGAAUAUGGACAAAUUAUAUAUCAUUUAA